AUGGUAGGAUCGGAAGUUUACGUGAUCGGCUACGCCUUCUCGAUGGGAUUAGUAAACGAAAUUCACACAGAAGUGCGCGCUUUCGGCAAACAUUACUGGUUCGAAAAAUACGGUGCUGAACAAGCGAGCCAGUACGCGCCAAAAGAAGGCUUCAACCUGGCGGAUGAAAUUUACGCCGGCUUCACGGAGCGUUCUCAGCAAGACUUCGAAAGCUACAUUUUCAGUAUUCGCGAGGACUGGACAGCUGACAAAUACCGCCUCUUCAAUCACAACUGCCGAACGUAUUCCAAUACCCUAAUUGAGUAUCUAUUUCCUGGCCCAUUUUCAGGAACGGCUCAGGAAACAUUCCAGUUUCAAUUGCCCUUCCAAGCCACGAACGCGAAGCAUUAUCUGCUCUAUCAACGUGCCGAGGCGAAAGUAAUGGAAACUGGGCUCAACCUUCUCGGCGAUUGGGCAAAUGCUUAUCUCGAACGGAGCAAUCCGCAGCCAGCCAGCGGAGCACGCUGCGAUGGAAGCGCAGAUUCCGCCAAAGUCGAUAGCAACCAGAGUCGACAACCGAAGAGUGCGGCUGAAUGGGUUGAACAAGGAGUUCAACUCUUUGCUGCUCUAACUAAGCCGCAAAAAAAGAAGUGA
This is a messenger RNA of Oikopleura dioica, 633 nucleotides long. The record is from the annotation of a GenBank genome assembly. NCBI's taxonomy places the organism in Eukaryota, Metazoa, Chordata, Appendicularia, Copelata, Oikopleuridae.